This is a messenger RNA of Tetranychus urticae (two-spotted spider mite), 1057 nucleotides long. RefSeq lists its product as uncharacterized. The record is from RefSeq and is a predicted model, not a curated record. Lineage: Eukaryota; Metazoa; Arthropoda; Arachnida; Trombidiformes; Tetranychidae.
UUGUAUCUCUAUGUAUGUCAUGUUUUUUUCUCGAUUUUCAUUUAUUUGUGUUUAUUUUUCAAUGUUGUCACUUUUUUGUUAAUUUCUAGUUAAUUUAUUAAUUUAUUUUUUUCUCAACAAUUACAUCAUGAUAACUGGUAAACCAAGUAUCUCACAAUUAAAGCUAGUCUACACGACAUUGAGUGAAUAUUUGCCUAAUUUUUUCAGAGGUCCUCAUUGUUUUGAAAUUUACGCAGAAGAUGUUGUUUUGGAGGACAACAUUAGAAACAUUAAGACUGUUGGUUUACCUGUUUAUAAGCAGAAUAUUAGUCUCGUUAAAUUUUAUUCCCAUCUUAAAUACCGACAUGUUGAUUUGAAUGUUCUUAAGAUGACUGAACAUAUUGAAGAAAGCUGUGUCAAAGUUCGAUGGAGAGUUGUUGGCUCACCUAAUUGGACUAUUUUGCUUAAUUAUUUGUCCUCGCUACCUUCAGUGAAAGGUAAAAACCUUGCUGAUAAUGAUGUAGAAGUGUGGGUUGAUGGUUUCUCAAUUUUUUAUGUUAAUAAAGAUGGAAAAAUCUGUAGGCAUAUAUGUGAUAAGUUGAUUCCUGAUGAUAAUUAUGAAGAUAAUGGAGGACCGAAACGUUUAUUUCCUAACUUGACUGGCAAACUUACAACAUUUUCGACUCCUAAUAGACCUAGAUCCCUAACUCUUUGUUGUUGACCUUGUUAAAUUAGCUUAAAUUAUUCUUCUGUACAUUUAAGAUUGAAAACUUUCAAAAAAUAUUUUGAUUGUGACUAAUAACUUAACUAUUAUUAAUAUUUAACCUAUAGUCUAGAUCGAUUAGUUGAAGUUUGUCAAUUGCAAUAUCUUCAUACCCAUAUAAUGAAACCAUGAUUUAUUUUCCAAUCUGUUUGGAAGCGAAAAUCCGAAAAUAAAUAUUUAACUGAUAAAGUUCAUCUUCAUUCAGUUUGAAAUAUGUUUAAAACUAUUGACAUUUAUUUGAAAUUCAAUAGCUUGAAACAAGCCAUUUUCGGAAUGGUCAAUAGUACGCAAUAAAAAUUCGCAAUUUAAAUAUAA